ACGGCAACAAAUUAAAAAGAACGACGCGUAGUCUACGUCGGAUUAUAAGGAACGGCAUAAGAAGUCCAAGUCAUCUCUCCCUCUCUCUCUCUCUACAGAUUCUUCUUCAUUCUUCUUCUUCACGCGGUAUUCUUUUUACCAACUCAACACACAAACCCCUUAAAACCGAUCAGAUCAAUCAAAACGAACGGAUCAUAAUCCAAUCCAAUCCCAAAAUUCCCCGUUGAUUUGUUUUUUUUUUUCUGUUUCCAUUUCUCUCCAGUCUCUACUCGACACUGUUUGUAUUGAAAAAAAACCCCUAAGUAAGAGUUGGGUGUGAUGUUGCGAGCUUUAGCACGGCCUCUCGAACGGUGUUUGGGAAGCAGAGCCAGUGGUGAUGGUUUACUCUGGCAAUCGGAAUUGAGACCUCAUGCCGGUGGUGAUUAUUCGAUUGCGGUGGUUCAAGCCAAUUCCAGGUUGGAAGAUCAGAGCCAGGUCUUCACCUCUUCUUCUGCUACUUACGUCGGCGUAUACGAUGGCCAUGGCGGACCUGAAGCUUCUAGAUUCGUUAACAGACAUCUCUUUCCUUAUAUGCACAAAUUUGCAAGAGAACAUGGGGGAUUAUCUGUAGAUGUUAUUAAAAAAGCUUUUAAAGAAACUGAAGAGGAGUUUUGUCAUAUGGUUAAACGAUCCCUCCCGAUGAAACCGCAAAUGGCUACUGUGGGAUCUUGCUGUCUUGUUGGUGCCAUCUCUAACGACACACUCUAUGUUGCCAAUCUUGGGGACUCCAGAGCCGUUCUUGGGAGCGUUGUCCCAGGAGAUGUUAAUGAUAAAAAGGGUGCAGUAGCUGAAAGGUUAUCUACUGAUCAUAAUGUUGCUGUUGAAGAAGUCAGAAAGGAGGUUAAGGCGCUUAACCCCGAUGAUUCACAAAUCGUUAUAUACACUCGCGGAGUUUGGAGGAUCAAAGGCAUAAUUCAGGUAUCGAGAUCAAUUGGGGAUGUAUAUUUGAAAAAGCCGGAGUUUUACAGGGAUCCGAUAUUCCAGCAACAUGGAAAUCCCAUUCCUUUGAGGAGACCAGCGAUGACAGCCGAACCCUCCAUUAUAGUAAGGAAGCUGAAGCCACAGGACUUGUUUCUGAUAUUUGCAUCAGAUGGUCUCUGGGAACAUCUUAGUGAUGAAGCAGCAGUAGAAAUCGUCCUUAAACACCCAAGAAGUGGGAUUGCACGAAGACUUGUUAGAGCAGCUCUCGAAGAAGCAGCAAAGAAGAGAGAAAUGAGAUAUGGAGACAUAAAGAAGAUCGCCAGAGGAAUUCGACGACACUUCCAUGAUGACAUAAGCGUCAUUGUUGUUUACCUCGACCAGAACAAAUCUUCUUCAUCAAAUAGUAAAUUGGUUCAGCAAGGAGGCAUCACAGCUCCACCAGAUAUCUACUCGUUACACGCUGAUGAAGCAGAACAACGACGGUUACUCAAUGUGUUAUACUGACUCUUUUGAUUAUGGUAAAAUGGUUGCUUGGGAAAAGAUCCUAAUAGGGAGAAAACUUGUUUACAUAUUUGUUUAUUUGUUUUUCUUUAAGAAGAUUUUUUUUUUUUUUUAUAAUACUGUGGAAGUUGGAUUUGUAUAUUCUUUUACCAGCAAAGAAGAACGAAAACCCUUUUCUUUUUGGGCAGAGCAGUUUUGGUUUUGACAAACAAUACUUUUGUAAGAA
Molecule: messenger RNA, 1687 nt
Organism: Capsella rubella
Lineage: Eukaryota; Viridiplantae; Streptophyta; Magnoliopsida; Brassicales; Brassicaceae
Product: probable protein phosphatase 2C 63
Exons: 4
Coding region: 319-1464 (381 amino acids)
Biological process (GO): protein dephosphorylation
Molecular function (GO): protein serine/threonine phosphatase activity; cation binding
Source: RefSeq, a predicted model, not a curated record